Molecule: messenger RNA, 366 nt
Organism: Aphanomyces astaci
Lineage: Eukaryota; Oomycota; Saprolegniomycetes; Saprolegniales; Verrucalvaceae
Exons: 3
Coding region: 1-366 (121 amino acids)
Source: RefSeq, a predicted model, not a curated record
AUGCAAGAACCCAUCCUCCGCCAGCGCGUCCAAAAAGGCUACAGCCUCGGGACAGAAUCAAGCUUCUGCACUUGGCUCACCAAGAAGGCCAAGUACUUGGCCACUGCGCCGAACAAGAAGCUCACCUCGCUUGGUGGCCAAGGGCACCCGGUGCACAUGAUGGAGAGAACCAUCAGCGCCUGGGAAUCCAUUUAUGAAUCAUCGGUGAAAAUGUCGUUCGAAAAGGCUCCACCUGCACUUCAAGAUGGGCCAGGUGGUCCGGAAUCUCUUGGGCUCGUCAACUUGACGUUGGCGCCGUCCUCGCUGACCAAAGCGGCGCUAUGCCAGGAGGCUGCGGGAAAUGACGAACAUAGCCAUCGUUGGUGA